AUGUAUCCACCAACAACGGAGAAAGAACCUCUCCUCCUCUCUGAUAGUGGUGGUGGUGGUAGUGUUGGUUAUGAUGCCAAUGACAAUAGCAACAACAACAAAGACAACGAGUGUUCUAAAGUAAAAAUUGUUAAUUGUAUAAUUCCUAAAUAA
Molecule: messenger RNA, 153 nt
Organism: Heterostelium album PN500
Lineage: Eukaryota; Evosea; Eumycetozoa; Acytosteliales; Acytosteliaceae
Exons: 2
Coding region: 1-153 (50 amino acids)
Source: RefSeq, a predicted model, not a curated record